Caenorhabditis angaria is the source of this 499-nucleotide messenger RNA. The record is from the annotation of a GenBank genome assembly. NCBI's taxonomy places the organism in Eukaryota, Metazoa, Nematoda, Chromadorea, Rhabditida, Rhabditidae.
AUGUCCACAAUAAAGGUAUGUUUUUCUCUAAAUCCUACAAUUUUUAUUCAUUUUAAUUUCUAAUUACCAGAUCUUAUUUGAACAAAUCGAAACUGGUUCGAGUCAAAUUCUAACAGAUUGUGAUUUGCAAUCAGUUGUCAUUCGAUGUGAACAAUCAACAGAAUCAUCGAAAAAAAUCAAGUUUCGAGAUGCAAAAACUGGCACUGAUGUUUCAAUUUCGGAUAAAUGUAUUGGACCGAGUUGUCUGAAAAUGAACGCUGGAACAAGUUAUGAAUUUCAGAAAUUGAAUGCUACACAGGUUAGAUUCAGUUUUUUUCCAUUUAAAAUCAGCGAAAUCAACAUUUAGAUUCAUCGCGCGAUAAAUGAUCCAAAGCUGACUGAAUUUCUAAAUCGAGUGUAUCCUCUGUGAGUCUUACUGUACAUUUCAAGAUCUCAAAAACAUUUUUCUUCCAGGCUGAAAGAAGAGCUUGAUGACAGUAAUUUGUUCAAUAAACUUUGA